Molecule: messenger RNA, 1921 nt
Organism: Ylistrum balloti
Lineage: Eukaryota; Metazoa; Mollusca; Bivalvia; Pectinida; Pectinidae
Exons: 5
Coding region: 5-433 (142 amino acids)
Biological process (GO): DNA damage tolerance; protein K63-linked ubiquitination
Cellular component (GO): nucleus
Source: RefSeq, a predicted model, not a curated record
UAAAAUGGCGAAUAAAGGAGCAUCACAAGGUGUUGUUGUUCCAAGAAACUUUCGACUUCUAAAUGAGUUGGAACGUGGCGAAAAAGGAAGUGGUGAUGGAACAGUAUCAUGGGGACUUGAAGAUGACUCUGAUUAUACACUAUCGAGCUGGACCUGUACCAUCAUAGGACCAACUAAUACUCCCUUUGAUGCUAAAAUCUACACUGUAAACAUACAUUGUGACAGAGAUUACCCUGUGAAUCAGCCCACUGUAACAUUUAAGAGUAAAAUAGCUUUACCUUGUGUAGAUGAGAAAGGAGCGGUGAAACUAUCUAAAUUAUUAGGAGAUUGGAAAGACUAUUUCACUAUUCAAGCCAUACUGAUCGCAUUGAGGAAUCAAAUGAAAGUAAAAGAAAAUUGGAAAUGCCAGCAGCCACGGGAAGGUUACUAUUGAAAACCCUUUGAUUAGAUCGUAUUGACUCCAUUGGCCCCUAAGUUUGUCCACUAGAAGUAUUUGGAAAUUGAAAGGAAAUACGUGAUUUUGUUCUCCACCAGCAACAUGCCAGGACAGUGUGGGGUCAAGAAACUGAGGCCCAUCAUUAAAAAAUGCUUGGGAUAGUCACAAUUUUUGUUUUCAUGGAUCAGGCCUCCAGUAGAAGAGUAAAGAAUCCGUUUGCAAAGCUCAGACUUUUUAUCUCUGACUGAUCAUGUAUAUAUGUUAAUGUUACUUGAUUAUCUUUGGUUUUGUCUUGUUUUUGAAAGAGACAAGAAGGUGUUGCCUGUAUAGUAUUAUAUAGGCUGAAUCAUCACUUGUACAAACAAAUCUUCCUGUUUUUAUCCCCCAUAAAUUAACUGAGGAAACUCACAUGUUCAUUGUUUGCUGUGCAUAUGUAAGAAUUAAGAAGUAUCCUGCAAAUUCAACCGGAAAAUUUCAUCUAUUUUUCUUUUUUUUUUUUUUUUUUUUGCAUAAUCAUGUUAUUCAGGCUUUUUAAGGUAUCAUUCCACUAGCAAUGAUAUACAAGUGUACUAUGUACUUAUUUGUGUGCCAGCUUAGAUUUUUGCACAGUCUUGAGCUGAACACAAUUUAAAUGACUUCUAUAUAUAUAUUAUGACUAAGUGAGAAUGAAAACUGAAAUACUUUCCUGGACUACAUUGUACUUUAAUCUCAAGCACUCUUUUAAAUUAUAGAAAAAGAAACUAAGGAUGAAGGUUGAAGUUUUUAUUUGAUAAGUUCAUCAUGUAUUUGAGAGCAGGUUGUUUAGGUAAUUACCCUCCCCCUUAAAUUUAAGGACUAAAACAGAGAACUAAGACUAGACUGAAAAUGGGACUUACAGGUGUUGUUUGUUUAAGAAUUCUUCAUUGUAGUUGCUUCACUUGGUGAUAUUGUAUACAUACGAUAAGGAUGAUACUGAAGUUCUAUAGGAUCAUUGUAUGUGUUUAACACUGUCCUUGUUCAAGCCAAUGAAAUGAUCUUACCAGGUAUAUAUGCUCUGUUGGACUGAUUCAUAAUGCAAAUCUGAGAAUUAAUACUGGUCUAAAAACUCUAUAAUUUCUGGAUCACAAUACAAAUUGAUGCCAAAGUAAAUUUUGCAUUAUUUAAAAUAUAAAAACGGGUACAAUGUAUUCAAUUUGUGUGUGUAUUUUCCCCCAUGUCUAAAUUAACACUGGUACUCUUAACUAAACACCUAAAACUGUAUUGUGGUAUCAAGCUGAUAGUAACAAUAUUUGCUAAUAUGUCUCUGGGUUUUUUUUCAUGAAAAGUUAUUGAUUUAUUGUAGAAGUAUUAAUGGUCUUAAUAAUAUUCAGAAAUAAUAUCUUCUACAAAUGUGGAAAAAAUAUAAAGUAUCAAAGCGUAUUUGCCAUUGAAGUUUCUUAAGUAGCUGUAAUACUAUUUCUCAGAUAAUAAAACAUUGCACAUUUGAAUAAAACUGUUGUAUGGAAA